Olea europaea var. sylvestris is the source of this 1358-nucleotide messenger RNA. RefSeq lists its product as uncharacterized. Lineage: Eukaryota; Viridiplantae; Streptophyta; Magnoliopsida; Lamiales; Oleaceae. Gene Ontology annotation, molecular function: S-adenosylmethionine-dependent methyltransferase activity. The transcript has a single exon. Bases 270 to 1166 code for a protein of 298 amino acids. The record is from RefSeq and is a predicted model, not a curated record.
CACAGAUUACAAUUACACUGCAGAAAGAAUCACAAAACGCCAACAAAUACCUUCUUUCUGUUAUCUUCUGUUCUGUACUUCACUCACUCAGCAGAUAAAGAUCAAAUUUAAAUCCACACAACUUCAGGUUCAAAGACAGGAAAGCCAGCCCGCCCGCCCUUGUUGGGAUCACAAAAUGCAUCCCAAAUUUUGAUAUUAACUGUUCUUUCUUUCUGGUAAGGUUAAAGAUCUAAUUUUUAUUUUUAUUUUUGCAAUCAAAUUUCAAGAAUAUGGGAAAAACAGGCAGGGACUGGAUGCAGAUCUAUGCGAUCUAUGGAGUAGAUGAUUGGCAGACGCCAUUGUUUCUCCUUAUUAACGCUAUAGGCUUUUCGAUUCUUUCAGUCAUCUUCCUUCUUUACUUUGAGCCCAUUUGCUAUCUCUUCUACCACUUUCUCCCUGGCCCAGGAUCAGCUCGCUUUGCGGCGGGGUUUAGUGGAUCAGUCACAGCUCUCUCCGCCAUCUGUCUCUUCUUCUCCGCGGCUAAUUUCUUUUACUCCGCCGUCGCCCUCCACUGGGAAAUGUCUCAGCGUAUAGUUGCCUCAAUCCCUGACUGGUCCUCCGUCAAGCACGCACUCGACCUCGGCUGCGGCAGGGGCAUCCUCCUCAAUGCCGUCGCUUUACAGCUCAAGAAAUCUGGUUCUUCCGGCCGGGUUGUCGGGCUCAACCGGACACAGAACGGAGGAAAUCAAUUUCCCAUCCCGACCACCACACUCCGAACCGCCACCCUCGAGGGUGUCCAGGAGUAUGUCACGUGCCGGCCAGGUGACCCAAGAACUCUUCCGUUCAGUGACAACUACUUCGACGUGGUGGUUUCAGCCGCGUUCGUGCAUACAGUAGGAAAAGAGUUCGGACCCAAAUCCGCCGCAGCAGCAGCGGAGCGGAUGCGCGUGUUGGCUGAGGUGGCGCGUGUGUUGAAACCCGGCGGAGUAGCAGUGAUUUGGGACGUAGUGUACGUGCCGGAGUAUGUGGAGAGACUACACGAAUGGAAGAUGGAGGAGAUUAGGGUGUCGGGGCGCGUGACGGCGUUCAUGGUCAGCAGCCACAUCGUAUCAUUUCGGAAGCCACGUCAGCAUUUUGUGGGGUCCAAUGAAGUCAGAUUGGAUUGGAGAUUCAACAAUCUCUGUUGAAAAAUAAAAUCAUAUGAAAAAGUCAUAUGAUUAUAAUUUAUAUUGUGCUUUUAUUUUUAUUAUUUUUUUUGGUCUUUUUGAGUUGUAGAAGAAAAACUAAAAUGGGCUGGUGAUACGAAGUAGAACCAGUUAUCCUUUCUAUGAGAGUGAAAUAUAUACCAUUGUAAAUAUCAAUAUCAAUAUUAAAAAUUA